This is a messenger RNA of Carassius auratus (goldfish), 1354 nucleotides long. Its product is annotated as cell wall protein IFF6-like. Gene Ontology annotation, cellular component: extracellular region. The transcript has 7 exons. The record is from RefSeq and is a predicted model, not a curated record. Bases 142 to 1221 code for a protein of 359 amino acids. Gene Ontology annotation, molecular function: peptidase inhibitor activity. NCBI's taxonomy places the organism in Eukaryota, Metazoa, Chordata, Actinopteri, Cypriniformes, Cyprinidae.
AUCUUUAAAACCCCAUUUUCCAGUGAUACUGCACUAACACAUAUUUGUUUUAGUUUUGUGUGUGUUGUUGUCCUCUAUUCCUGACGCAUCAAUUCAGUACAUUUCCUGGCUGAGAUUAUUGCGAGAUCGUAGGUCAGGAGGAUGACUGCUCGAGUGCGUUUCUCGUUGAUUGCCGUUUUAUCAUGUCUGUUCGGAUACUUGAGCAUAACUCACGCUAUUCAAAGACGAGCCACAGUGGGUGGUUUCUGUCCAGUGACACUGACUGUUGUGCCAUCCCGUCGAGGAUGUUCUUCUGAUGAAGAAUGCCCUGGAGGACACAAAUGCUGUCAAUUUGACUGCGGGCCUGUUUGUGUACUACCGGUUUCCUUGAAGCCAGGUCAAUGUCCCCUACCGGAGAUGAUUCCACAGCGUGCUGAAGGCUGUCUCCGUGAUAGCCAGUGUCCUGCCACACAGAAAUGUUGCCCGGUCACUGGUGGCUUUGCAUGCAGUGAACCACGUGGUCAGGGCCAGGGAAGCGGCCAGGGAAGCGGCAAGGGCCAGGGUAGUGGCCAAGGCCAGGGCAAGGGCCAGGGUCAGGGAAGCGGUCAGGGCCAGGGUAGUGGCCAAGGAAAGGGUCAGGGUCAGGGAAGCGGCAAGGGUGAGGGCCAAGGAAGUGGCCAGGGUAGCGGCCAAGGCAAGGGCCAGGGUCAGGGAAGCGGCCAGGGUCAAGGAAGCGGCCAGGAAAGCGGUCAGGGCCAGGGUAGUGGCCAAGGCAAGGGCCAGGGCCAGGGAAACGGCCAGGGUCAAGGAAGUGGUCAGGGCCAGGGUAGUGGCCAAGGCAAGGGUCAGGGCCAGGGAGGCGGCCAGGGAAGCGGCCAGGGUCAAGGAAGUGGUCAGGGCCAGGGUAGCGGCAAGGGCCAGGGAAGUGGCAAGGGAAGCGGCCAGGGUCAAGGAAGCGGUCAGGGCCAGGGUAGCGGCCAAGGCAAGGGCCAGGGAAGUGGCAAGGGAAGCGGUCAGGGCCAAGGAAGUGGCAAGGGCCAGGGAAGCGGUCAGGGCCAGGGUAGCGGCCAAGGCAAGGGCCAGGGAAGUGGAAAGGGAAGCGGUCAAGGCCAAGGAAGUGGAAAGGGUCAGGGCCAGGGAAGCGGUCACGACCAUUGCCAGUGCCAAGGCAGCGGCCAGUGCCAGAGUUGUGAUUGUGGAGGUGGUUGCGGAUGUGGUCAUGGUGGGGCGUGUAACUGUUGAAAUGGUCAAGGGAAUUUUGCGGGGAAACUUACUGGCGCUCUUCUCAGUUUGGUGCUUUUAUUCUUAUGGAAUGUUUUCCCUGUUUGUUCAUGGUUUACAAAGACUUGUCCAUCCUCAAAUAAAAAAAUAAUUG